AAUAAUUUCGAUGGCUGCUAAAGAGGAAACUGAAAAUUUUUUUACCGGGUUGACGAAAGGGUUAUCUAAAGAGGAGGCGCGUAUUUAUUCAACGGAUGCAGACUUGUUUUCUUCAGACUGUUGUCAUACAGAAUCGAGCAGAUGUCCAGAAUUUAAGCUUCCAGUGAAUCCGGCUAGUAAAGCAACGAAGAUUAAUCUCUUGAGUAUUGCCAGACCUCAUAUGAGAGCAUUUCAUUUUGCCUGGUUAUCCUUUUUCCUUUCCUUCUUUGCUUGGUUUUCCAUCCCUCCGCUAGUUACCACUAUAGAACAGUUUGAUCAUUUGUCUCCUGGAGAGAAGGAUAACACAGACAUUCUUGCAUCCGCAGGAACUGUUUUGGCUAGAUUGAUUAUUGGCCCGUUGGCAGAUGAAUAUGGACCGAGAACGAUGCAGUUGACUACUUUGACAGUCUUCUCGAUUCCUGUAUUUUUGACUGGUGCUACAUUCAAUUACGCCUCAUUGGCGGUUUGUCGAUUCUUUAUUGGAAUGGUUGGAGCAGCAUUUGUGGUGACUGAAUUCUGGACCAACCUUCAUUUUGCUCCAAAUAUUGUAGGUUUGGCUACAUCAACUACUGCGGGAUGGGGAAAUGCAGGAGCAGGUGUAGCCAAUGCCCUUAUGCCACAAAUCUAUAAUCUGUUUCAGGACUUUGGACUGGAUAAAGACAAAGCUUGGAGGGCAUGUUAUAUUGUUCCUGGAAUUCUCUUAUGGAUUGUUGGGUUGAACUUGUACUUUUUCUCAGAUGACUGUCCUCGUGGUAAUUAUAAAGAGCUGAUUGCAUCUUCUGAGAGAAGGAAAGUUCCAUUUCUGCAGGCGUUGAAGCGAGCUUCGUUCAACUACGUUGCCUGGUUGUUAUUUAUCGCAUAUGCCAUCAGCUUUGGUGUGGAAGUUUUGCUGAACAUCAGGCUUUCUUCCUAUUUUCAAUCCCGAUUUUCUGUUAUUCAGAGCAAGGCUGGAUUAGCAGCAGGACUUUUUGGAUUGACGAACAUUUUUGCGAGGACUCUUGGAGGAGUAUGCAGUGAUAUGUCAGCCAAAUAUUUCGGAAUGAGAGGAAGACUAUGGUCAUUGUUUCUUUUUCUUAUUCUUGAAGGAGUCUUUUGUUUGGUCUUCUAUGAAAUGUCAGGCUUUGGUUCGAGCAUUGGAGUCCUUGUACCAUUCAGCAUUUUUGUGCAGUGUAGCACAGGAUGUGUUUUCUCCAUUGUGCCUUUUGUGCUUCCAACCUUUGUUGGAGGUGUUGCAGGAUUGGUUGGAGCUGGAGGGAACGUUGGCUCAGUGGUAUUUGGCUUUCUUUGGAAGCUUCCAGGAGUAUCCAACGAUCCCGGAAAGCCCUUUUUCUUCUUAUCAUUCUUUAUUCUCGGACUGGCGUUUGUCGUUCCGUUUAUUCAUUUUCCAAAAUACGGCUCUAUGUUCUUUUCACCAAGAAACAAAAUACAAGAAAGAAAGAAUUCAGAUCGAGAGAGUGCUCAUAUAAGAUGGAUUCCUAUGAAAAUAGAUGAAGAAGUAGAGAGUCUAUCCAUCAGCUGUGUGGAAGUCUUGAACAAGAAAUUUUCUUUCGACUGUCACUAUUGUCGCUGUUUAGAGUGCAACAGGAAGGAAGAAAGUGUCCCUUCUUCUCCGGAGUUUCAAGCCACUUGUUCGAGCUUUGCGGAUGAGGUGAAAUGUAAAUCUCAACAAGAAGAAGCAUGCUAUGUCUUGAACCUUGAAAUUACCAUUCUUCAAACAUCAUAUCUCGUGUUGCUUGAUGUAGUUCUGUCAACCGCAGAUAAUUGGAUUUUGAAAAGCGUCUCUUUUCCUGUGCAUUCCAUGUUUAAGUCACCCGUGGCCAUUUGCAAGCUCGAAGAAUGACUGGUUCUUGUGCGAAAAUCCUUAUAUUUGCUAUUCUUUUGUUGGAAUUUUCAGUUUGUCAAUACAAUAAAUAUAUUUCGCGUACU
Galdieria sulphuraria is the source of this 1965-nucleotide messenger RNA. RefSeq names its product MFS transporter, nitrate/nitrite transport. Gene Ontology annotation, biological process: transmembrane transport. The coding region runs from base 11 to 1879 and encodes 622 amino acids. Lineage: Eukaryota; Rhodophyta; Bangiophyceae; Galdieriales; Galdieriaceae. The record is from RefSeq and is a predicted model, not a curated record. The transcript has 4 exons. Gene Ontology annotation, molecular function: nitrate transmembrane transporter activity.